Messenger RNA from Dermacentor silvarum, 1238 nucleotides. Its product is annotated as beta-1,3-galactosyltransferase 1. Gene Ontology annotation, molecular function: hexosyltransferase activity. The transcript has 2 exons. Gene Ontology annotation, cellular component: membrane. The coding region runs from base 30 to 629 and encodes 199 amino acids. Lineage: Eukaryota; Metazoa; Arthropoda; Arachnida; Ixodida; Ixodidae. The record is from RefSeq and is a predicted model, not a curated record.
GCCAAAUAACAGUCUCUGCAUGUUCUCACAUGCUUAUGCGCCCACCCUUCGACGCUCAUGUAACACCCGCGCAGCCCAGCGGAAUGAUCCUGCAAGAGCGCGUGGCCAACGAGAGUGCCCGCUACGGUGACAUCAUUCAAGCGGACUUUCGCGACACGUACCGGAACCUGACGCUCAAGUCCGUGUUCCUACUGAAGUGGGCCUUCAUGUACUGCUCGCGUGCUCGAUUCCUCUUGAAGACGGACGACGACGUUUUCGUCAACAUGGAAAACCUCGUGCGCCUGCUACUGGCACUGGGAAGAGGAAAGCGCCCAACAGGGCCCUUCGUCGUCAGUCACAUGAAACGGAACACAAUUGCCGAACGGGACUUGUCGAACAAGAACUACCUGCCGCAAUCGGUGUUCACCAACGACAACCUGCCUCUCUACGGUUCCGGCACCGCCUACGUCAUGUCCUGGGACGCCGUGCGACCUCUCUUCACGGAGGCUCUGGUGACGCCGUUCCUAUACGUCGAAGACGUCUUCAUCACUGGACUCGUGGCCCAAAAGGUGUGUGCUCAGGCGCGGCCGCGCAUGAGUGAAUUGAGGAAUGUUUCCUUACAGCGUCGCUGCGCCAGACGCUUUUUCUAACUGCAGGUGUAACAAGCGCACCAGUAUACGAAAGAACUAGCCUAUAUUCUACGUUUUAUUACCAUUCUCUAACUCGUGCAAAUACCAAGAAAAAAAAAAGAAGCUUGCGAACAGAAGUCACCACCGUUCAUCUGCGCCAUUGUCGUAUACCUGCCUUUUGACGUUAGAAGCUGCAGAGCGCGACGUCAAGAAAAUUCGGAGACGCUGGCGUCAGUGUUACGACAUACGACAAAUAUUUACGCGAUUCAUACUAUAGUAUGGCGUGUGCGCGAAUAAUCAGUGAAACCGAGGGGCUAAAUUUUUAGUGUCACAACCAUAUGAAGCCAACAGAGAAUGGAGUCAAGGAAAUAACGCAAGAAAAAAACAGCUUUUCUUUAUUUUGAGUUGAAAUGUAGAAAUAAUUAUUCACAAAAUUAAAUUUUAAUCGAUAUUUAAAUUAUAAAAAUCAAUUAAUUAACCCUACGAUCUCUUUUUACGUCAUUUGUACUGCCGUGAGUUUUCUUUCUUCCUUUCUUUUUUUUUGUGUGUGUGUAUAACAUCAUACCACGCAAAUUUUCUGACGUCACCUCGCACCUUUGGUUAUGAAAAUGCAGCUUAUCUAUACGGUUU